ACUCAGUACUGUCACUAGUCAGAACAACAGAUGGCUUGAUCAGUGACUGACCAAGCCAUCUGUUGUUCUGACUAGUGUAUGGUAUGCUGUUCAGUCCGUUCGUUUUGCGAACUCCAAACUGGCCCCCAACCCCAACAUGACUGUCUGGACAUCCAGGCCAGUUCUGCGGACAGAGGUUGUAUGACCGAUACAGGCAUGUCAUCCACAAAACGUAACACGGACCCGCGUAGAUCUACCCACCCGUACCCGGACCCGGCCAGGGCCACCCUCACGCACUGCUGUUGCUGCUGCGGUAGAUCUACGCGGUAGCUAGCUCACCUCGGCGAAACGGGCACCAUUUCCACACUGGAGCUUCGUGGUGAAAUAUUUUCACUGCAGCGCUAGCUGUAGUUUCUUCAGUUUUUCAUGCUACCGCCAGUACAGGCAGCCUGUAGACGAGUUGUUGUAGGCAGCGAGGUGGUGUUACAGUUAGUUUAGCCGUCUGCUGCUUCGUGUCAAAGUUUGUUUGGGUGCAGGCUGUGUAAGAAUCUGUUUGUUGGCCAAAGGGUUUCAUCGAAGUUUCCUUGUGGCUCGGAGGCUCCAUUCGACUGCUCCAUACCGUCACGACGUAGAGAACCGGUACAGCCUAUCCGCCCACGACGUUCAAAGUCGUGUCCAGGAUUCAAGCAAACCGUGACUCCUGGCUGCAGGAGCGCUCGCCACUGGACGUUCAUCGUCCCCGUUUGUCAUGGUGUUCCAGUGAUUCUGGAUGGUGACUGACGUCCGUGACUUUUUUUGUUGUCGCAGUCAUGGCUACAGCAGAGAACUACGCGGUCAACUCAUGGCCAUGGUCAAGCCAGAUGUUCCGCAAGUGGAUCCCACACCUCCAAGCAGCACUCAGCUGCGAUGCAAUUCGUGUCGAAUGCUGUGCCAAGCGGUUGAUCUCCGAUGCGUAGAAGAAGGAAUUGAUGGCGAUAAAGAAUUCUGCCAAACACAAUGACCGACUGCUAGAUAUGCUGAGCAGGGGUACAGCUGAGACUUUCCACACUUUCUGUACUAUUGUGCGUAGCACCGAACCUAAAGCAAACUUUUCAAAGUUCCUAGAUGACAUGCAGUCAGUGGAUACCUUUGUUGGAGGCAAUGAAGGUGCAGCAAAUAAAGUAACUCGACGUCAACCAGCCCGGUUCACCGGGAACCCACCACCAACACCUAGCCAAGCAACUCGGUCUCCGCCAGCCAUAGCACCCAAACCAAAGUCUGUUGUUAAACCCCAGGCCACUCACGCAUCUCCCGCCAAGCCCACCGGCGUCUCUGCAAUGAUAGCGGCCUUGAAUUCAGCCGGUCAGGAAGGGAAAUCGGCUGAAAGUCUACCUUUGAAAACCAGUCGAGCCCCCAAGCCUCCUACUCGCCCAAAGCCCGUCACUCCCCACAACACAGCAAGAACAGUGGAAACUAAGGAUCCCACUACAGGUCACAGAGUGCAGCCGGUAGUGACUUCUGAUCCUGUGUCUCCUUCACGACCACCGCUCUGUGACCACGCACGACUAGCGGCUGGCGGUAACCAACCAGAUGGCACUGAGGCGGCGACAUCUGCCCCAGCUGAUCCCAAGCCCUCUCCGAAACCUGGACAAGCUGCUCCGUCCAGGUCUGCUAGUGUCUCCACACUAGCAUCUAGUUUUGAAUCGAAUAGGUACGAAACAGUCAGACCGGCCCUAAAUCAAGACCCAAAGCCAAAACAUCGCCAAAUGUCCAUAGCCGGUGCCAGGGCAGCUACCUUGGCCAGGAGCCCAGCAAUAGCUGGUGGCAAACACCCAGGCGGACAUGCUGUGCAGCAAGUCCAGCGGUCAGUGCUGCCAACAGAGAGCUUAACUGCCAAGCCCAUUGCUCGAUCUCUGACUGGACGCGAGCCGGUUACCAAGAAGGCAACAGGAGAUUCAGCAACGCCUCCCCAGCCAAACUCUCUGAGCCAAGCGGGCAACACAGGGCCAUGGUCAAGUCGAGUGUUCCGCAAGUGGAUCCCACGCCUCAAAACAGCGCUCAGCUGUGGCACGAUCCGCACGGAAUGCCUUGCCGAAGGGCUGCUCACCGAUACGCAGAAGAAGGAAUUGAUGGGAGUAGAAGAUGAUUCUGCCAAACACAAUGACCGACUGCUAGAUAUGCUGAGCAGGGGUACAGCUGAGACUUUCCACACUUUCUGUACUAUUGUGCGUAGCACCGAACCUAAAGCAAACUUUUCAAAGUUCCUAGAUGACAUGCAGUCAGUGGAUACCUUUGUUGGAGGCAAUGAAGGUGCAGCAAAUAAAGUAACUCGACGUCAACCAGCCCGGUUCACCGGGAACCCACCACCAACACCUAGCCAAGCAACUCGGUCUCCGCCAGCCAUAGCACCCAAACCAAAGUCUGUUGUUAAACCCCAGGCCACUCACGCAUCUCCCGCCAAGCCCACCGGCGUCUCUGCAAUGAUAGCGGCCUUGAAUUCAGCCGGUCAGGAAGGGAAAUCGGCUGAAAGUCUACCUUUGAAAACCAGUCGAGCCCCCCAGCCUCCUACUCGCCCAAAGCCCGUCACUCCCCACAACACAGCAAGAACAGUGGAAACUAAGGAUCCCACUACAGGUCACAGAGUGCAGCCGGUAGUGACUUCUGAUCCUGUGUCUCCUUCACGACCACCGCUCUGUGACCACGCACGACUAGCGGCUGGCGGUAACCAACCAGAUGGCACUGAGGCGGCGACAUCUGCCCCAGCUGAUCCCAAGCCCUCUCCGAAACCUGGACAAGCUGCUUCGUCCAGGUCUGCUAGUGUCUCCACACUAGCAUCUAGUUUUGAAUCGAAUAGGUACGAAACAGUCAGACCGGCCCUAAAUCAAGACCCAAAGCCAAAACAUCGCCAAAUGUCCAUAGCCGGUGCCAGGGCAGCUACCUUGGCCAGGAGCCAAGCAAUAGCUGGUGGCAAACACCCAGGCGGACAUGCUGUGCAGCAAGUCCAGCGGUCAGUGCUGCCAACAGAGAGCUUAACUGCCAAGCCCAUUGCUCGAUCUCUGACUGGACGCGAGCCGGUUACCAAGAAGGCAACAGGAGAUUCAGCAACGCCUCCCCAGCCAAACUCUCUGAGCCAAGCGGGCAACACAGGGCCAUGGUCAAGUCGAGUGUUCCGCAAGUGGAUCCCACGCCUCAAAACAGCGCUCAGCUGUGGCACGAUCCGCACGGAAUGCCUUGCCGAAGGGCUGCUCACCGAUACGCAGAAGAAGGAAUUGAUGGGAGUAGAAGAUGAUUCUGCCAAACACAAUGACCGACUGCUAGAUAUGCUGAGCAGGGGUACAGCUGAGACUUUCCACACUUUCUGUAGUAUAGUGCGUAGAACCGAACCUGAAGCAAACUUUUCAAAGUUCCUAGAUGACAUGCAGUCAGUGGAUACCUAUGUUGGAGUUUCUCCGGAAUGCCAAAAAGACUGUAAUAAAGUGGUAGACCUGAUGAAAGAGUUCUCAGCACCGGAACGUCAACGGGUGGUCCACACUGCCGAGGAUGUGGCACGAAUGCGCACGUCACAGACCGUCCUUGACAAGAGAAAGAAACCCAUCCACGUACCACAGCCAACCUCGCCUAAGAGCGUAGACCUGCUGAGGAUGCAGAACAUGGGAGAAGAACAACGGCAAGCGACAUUCACUGAAAUCGACCACUUGGUGUCCUACACUAUCAUCAUUGAUGACACGGAGGACAGUGCAGAUGAGGCAGAGAAGUACCAGGGUCAUGUGACACGUGCGGACGGCCAAGUUGAAAAAUCGCCAGCUGAUAUACAUAGAGAGUUGAGUAAGCACCCUUGUUUCAUCAGCAUGGGCACUGGAUCUGCAAGGGACGAGCGCAGCAUUUCAGAGACCAAGCAGUACUUGAAGGAUACUGGCUUCAUCGACGAGAACACGUUCAUCACAGAAAUCACUGAAUAUGAACUAGUUCCUGUGACUAGGCUGGCCAUUCGUGACAGCAAACGACUGAAGUUUAAAGAUCAGAGGUCGUCUAUAGUGAAGUUCAUCAUCGACUGUGAAUAUAAUCACACGGCCCCGAGUUUCGUUAAAAGUGUCGUGCGUAAUCUCUGUAAUCUCCUUGGUGAUGAGAGUAUCCACGCCGACAGUGUACACGGCGAGAGCGGAGGCACAGCAGUGUUUGUACAGAUGUCUGCAAAGGCUCAUGCAAGGCUCUGGGAGUUCUGUAAGGAUCAAUCUAGCCUGCUCGCUGGUCUGCACAUUCUCGAAGUGUCAACUGUGGACGGAGCAGUUGUCUUCAAUUUCCGUCCCACGGCAUGCAGUGGCGAAGGUAUUACUCCUGAUGACCAGAAACGCUUGGUUGAAGAGUUCUCCGGGAGAUUUCCAUCCUUGGACCGAGGUGAGCUGUCUUUUGCUGUGGCUGAUCAACCGGAUGUUGAGCAUGCAGUGAUUGCAGCGACUAAGCUCGUCUUCGAUGAAGGCGGAGCAUGCUUGAAUGCACUGCCUGAGAUUCUUGGUGGUGUGGCGGCAAGAAAGGCAACUUCGACCUCUGUUAACGUUGAUCAUCCUGAAGAGGCCAUUUCAAUCCAUGUCUCUGCCAAUUCUGACCACGCAGCAGAAAUCCAGGGAGCUGACAAUGAGCUGUCUCUCCGGCCGCAACUUAAGUCCCAGUGGUCUUUUCGUGGCAGUCUACCUGAUAGCUGGCACCGUUACCAUCGUUGUACCAUGUACAAUGGGCAUGCUUACAUUGUGUGCCAGGAAGAGGAGGAAAGAGCAAUGAUCUACCGGUCUACUCAUUCUCUCAAGGAAAGUCUUCAGGUUGCAUGGACAAGAGUAAUCGCCAAUGACAUCCCAAACCUUUGGUUAUGCAAUCACUUUUGCAUUCACAAUGAAAAAAUGUACUUUGCAAGUAUCAGUGAUAGGUAUAUCCCCAAGAUCCAUGUUGUAGAUCUACAGGGAAACUGUUGUACUAGAGAAAUACAAUGUGAUUGUAUCCCAGCACAAGAUACGAGUAUGGAUACAUCUGUCGAACCUUUUGUGUAUGUAUUUAUAACCCAGGCAGCGCUUCUAAUAGUAUGCUUCUGGCGCAAUCAUUUCUUAGAAGUUAUUUCAUUAGAUACCAGACAUGAUGGAGCAGUAUGGGCAAAAUUGGACCCGCUCAGCAUGCCGGAGCCGCCGGUCAGCAUCUGCAGCACUGACGAUACUCUGUUUGUGAUACCAAGGAGCGACCGCAAUGAUACGCAUUGGUCAAUCAUGAAGUUGGAUGUAAGUGAGGAAAGUCUGCGAAUGCCAUCAUGGCUCGAGUUUAAAGUGGACGUGCCUAAGACUCUUGAUGUAGAUCUAUUCCAUAAGUGUGUUGUACCAGCUGCUGUGGGUAACACUAUACUGUUACCCAUGUACUGUGAUCAUGAUGAUGAUGAUGAUGAUGAUGUUGAUGAUGAUGAAUUAGUGAUUAGUGUUGAUUGUAGUACGUGUAUAGGCCGGCGUUCUGUCUUGCCGUCGCCAUCACGUACAUCCUUUACAUUGCAGUUGAUGGUGGAUGGCGAUACGCUUAUUGCACUCGAUUUUGAUCACUCAGUGUCUACUCUUCAGCUACCUGAACAUUUGUAAACACCAGUGAUCCAUCGGCUUCUACAUGCAUGUAUGCCAAGGCGGUGUACAAUGUAGAUAUUCUGCUGCGGCUAGGUCAUGUGAUGGACAACUGGUGCACACUGUGUGUGUUUUUGUGAUCCUGUGUUUUUACGUUUGCACAUGCAUACCCUGUUCUGCUGGGGACCCAUAUGCAUGAUGUGUUUGGUGUCCAGUUCUUUCAGGCCAUCAUUCUACAUAGGCACUGUCCUGAAAUGCUUAUUGUCUAUGUACAUAUUAUACAUUAGGUUGGAGGCAUAUUAUAAUUAUAUAGAUAUUAUGUAUAUAGAAUGCUGUCCAUGGAUCGGAUAUGAUGUAUUAUAUAUACAUAGAAUAUUAGUCUCUAAAACUCAACAGCUCUCUACACAUACAUACUCAUUAUAACUGUGUACAUAGUAGUCUUUUUUUGUCAGUGAUUGACAAAACCCCAUAGGUUGAAUUGGUCACCAGCCACAUUACUUACUUCCUAGAAAUUGAAGAACUGA
Molecule: messenger RNA, 6067 nt
Organism: Sycon ciliatum
Lineage: Eukaryota; Metazoa; Porifera; Calcarea; Leucosolenida; Sycettidae
Exons: 15
Coding region: 948-5564 (1538 amino acids)
Source: RefSeq, a predicted model, not a curated record